Molecule: messenger RNA, 4889 nt
Organism: Drosophila albomicans
Lineage: Eukaryota; Metazoa; Arthropoda; Insecta; Diptera; Drosophilidae
Gene: Setx
Exons: 6
Coding region: 78-4823 (1581 amino acids)
Biological process (GO): termination of RNA polymerase II transcription
Cellular component (GO): nuclear body
Molecular function (GO): protein binding; helicase activity; transcription termination site sequence-specific DNA binding
Source: RefSeq, a predicted model, not a curated record
ACAGUCUCGGCUCGUACAUUGCGGAGUGCGCAACAGUUAGUGUUGUUUGGAUUGAAUUUCAUCAUUGCAGCUCCGCAAUGGAUGCACCAAUCAACUAUUGGUAUCUGGAGCACAUUAGCUCUGGCAAAAAGAUAAUAUUGCAGUCUGGUGAAAAUACAGUGGGUCGGCACUCGUGCUGCAAGGUUGUGCUGCCGGGAAAUGAGUUUUUGUCGAGGAUGCAUGCCAAAUUAAUUGUAAACAUUGAGACUGGAGUUGUUUUGGAACAAAUGAAAUCUCUGAAUGGCGUGUUUAUAAACAAGGCAUUACUUAAAGCCAACACUCAGCUACUCAAUGAUGGAGACCGAUUAGGUUUGGGAGUUGAAGUAGAUGAACCAGGGAUUGUGCCACCAAACUAUGCCAUAUUUAUAGUGAAACAAAUGUGUCCUACAGCAGAGGAUGUUAUACAAAUUUCCGAUGACGAAGAUGAUGAUAAUAAUGGCAAAAACAUUAGCAAAACGAAGCCGGCAAAUGUCGAGCUUAGCAAUGAAAAUGCCAAUAAAGAUAAUGAAAAUGCGCAUCGAGCAUUGCAUUUGCCGAUAUUGCCGGAAGUUAAAGCCGAAGCUUUGUUGGCAGCCACCCACGAUAUUGAGAAUAUAUUCGGCGAACCUGAUAAAGAGCUGCUGGAAUCCGUUUUACAGAUUAAUCCGUAUGUUUUCCAGAAGCUGAAUAACAAGCAUGUUGCAGCGGGUCCAAAUAAUAUAUGCAAUGGUGAUGUAAUUGAAUUGAACGAGGACAAAACUGAAGAUGUUGACAAAGACAAAAAUAUAGAGAUUGCUGUUGAAGCCGGCGGAAACGCGGAGGUUGUUGUGGAAGACAAAAAUGAAGAGGCUGUUGUUGAAGAGAUUGUUCUCGGUGAUGAGAGCGAUGGCGAUUAUGAUGAAAAUUUUGCUAUGUCGCAGGCUGUGCUGCAAGAGAUUAAAGAGGAUAUGGACUUCGAGGGCAUCAAUCUCAGCGGAGAUGAUGUUGACAAUCGGGACAAUGACAACUUGCUGGAACCGAUCAAAAUGGAAAGUGAUAUAUCCAAACAAUUCGACGAGAAUGAGAUUGUUAUUAUCGAUGAUGAUGACGAAGUCGAGCUGUUCACCAAGGUGGCAGAUUGGUCGUCGAAACUGCUUUCGCAAAACGUCAUGUCGCAAAUCUAUCCUAUGGAUAAUGAAGAAAAUCUAGGCUUUGAUAACAUUCAGGAGGAGCCAAGCGAUCAGGCAGCUAAUGAGAAAUCGAGUAAAUCUAGUAAAAGCUCAUCGCAUAGCAAGGACUCAAAAAAGAGGCAUAGAAGAAAAAGCUCAGACAAAACUGCCACGACGUCCAAGUCCGACAAGACUAAGGACAAGAAAAGCUCAACUAAGGAAAAAUCUACUACAAAUCGUAAGCGUUACUACUCGAGUUCAACCACUGAGAAAUCUAGCGACUCGGAUCGCAAAUCCCAGGAAAACACAACCAAAGAAUCAAGUAAAUUCGCGGAGUCGACAAAUGAGUCCACAAAAGUGAUGCCUGACGCAGCACCCAAAACUAAGUCGCCUCGGUUGAUGAAUAGAUCCGUUUCAUGUUAUGUUGAACACACUGCAUUAAUACCUGAAAAGGAUGUUGAAAAUCCGUCAUUGUUGGAGAAAAUCAAUCAAGAACCAACAUUGAUUUGCUCUAGCUCAACAACUGAGAAAUCAAGCGACCCCAUUUGCAAACCUCAGGAAACCUUAAACAAAGAAUCACCAAGUAAAUUCGUCGAGCCAACAAAUGAAGGAACAAAAGAAUUACCUUCCACAACACCGAAAAAUAAGUCACCUCGCUUGAUGAACAGAUCCAUCUCAUGUUAUGUUGAUCGAAACGACUUAAUUGAGAAACCGCCAUUGAUUGAAAAAACCAAUCGAGGACCUACAUUGAUUACAGCACCGCAAUUACCCAAGCAUCGUGGCAAGUUGAGAGGCGUUUCAGCCGAAAGCAAGAAAGUCGAAGACAAACAAAACAUUUUGGAAAGACAGCGCUCCAAAGAUUACCAAGACGAAAUGAAAAAGAAAUGGUAUCAAAAGCCCAAAGAUCAGAAGAUCGAGUAUGAAAAGAAUAAGGAAAAGCGUCGCGAGCAUCUCAAGAAAUUGUCCGAAAAAUCGAAACCUUCCCCAGAGAAGUCUUCAUCAUCAUCGUCCGAAUUGAAACGCAAACACAGCGUACCUAAGCCAAGUAAUAGCAACCGUGGUGAUUUUCUCACAAAGGAGGUGGAGCCCGUAACAUCAGCAAAGCGAAACAAAUUGGACCCAACCGCUGCAAGAGCUCAGUUAACUCGGCGGCGUGUUACACUCGAUUGUCCUUCACACCUGGAAGAUCCGCCCGUUCAAUCCAAACAGCCGGCGGAGCGUAAGGACGCUGAAUCGGCACGAAAUCGUCGAACCUGUAAUCGAGUUACAUUUGCCGAAAUGGAACGAGACUUCGCUUUGCAGGAAGAGCGGAAUAUGAAAGUCAAACGCAAUCGUCGUGUUCGAUUCAACGACAAUGUUCAGAUCCGCAUUAUCGAGCGUGUGGAAGGUGCGAUCAGAAAGACGAAAAAUAUCAAGGAUACCAACAAGUUCUCGCUGAGCACAUAUGCUGAGCGUCGCGAGUGGGCUUUGGCCCUGGGAAAGGCACAGAACUGUAAUGAGUUCAUCACUAGCAACAUUCUAAGCUGGGGCAAUCAAUGGCUCUCCCUGCGCGAUCCAAACGAGGUAGCGGAAUCGGAUAUCCUUUUGCCCAUUCCAACCGAAUUCAAUACCUUUAAACAGUACAAAGAAACCUUCGUGCCAUUAAUGAAAGUCGAGCUCCUGACUACCAUAGAACGUGAAUACAAGAACUCCACACAUACCUAUGAAGUUAGUCUAGAGAGCUUUACCUGUGAGAGUACAAAAAGUCGUCCACGUUAUAUUCUGAUCACCCGAUGCAAAAACAAGCCCGCUAAGCAAUUUGAUCUCUAUACUUUGAGCAGUGAUGGAAACAUUUUUGAAACAUUCGCAACAAUGCCUCGCAUGAGGCACAUAGCCGGCACUAUCUUUGAGUUGACCUUUGAAAUACUGACACAGAACAUCAAUAAGGAGAUGCUGGAGAUGGCUAAGACGCUGACGAUUCGCCCGGUCGUUGAUAAUUUGCGAGUGGAGCUGGGAGCGUUUAGUGCCGUUUAUCAACUGUGCCGCUCUCCAUUGUAUCGCCGUAUAUUGCAACCCAGCGAGAAUGUGCUGUCCUUUGACAAGCACAUAUUGAAGGAUACAGAAUAUAAAGGCUUCACGAAACUGAAUGAUCAUCAGAUCGAUAUUUGUCAGAGUACGUGGAUACGUUUAAUUGACGAUUCAACGCCCAGCAUCACAUUGAUACAGGGUCCGCCGGGAACUGGCAAAUCGGUGGUCAUCUCGAAUCUGACGUUACAAUGCAUGUAUGGCCGAAGCAAUCGGCACCUCGAUCGCAAAAUUUUAAUAUGCGCUCACAGCAAUACGGCUGUCGAUAAUAUAACAAUGUAUUUGAAUCGUGCACGCAAUUGCAUGACUCACUCGCAAUUCCGAUUGCUGCGUUUUGGUCGAUUUGAUAAGAUCGAUUCCAAGGUCGGCGAAGUCUCGUUGGAUCAUCUGUUGAACAUUGAACGUGAAGAGAAAGGCAAGCGUCUGACGGCUGAAAACAGAGCGAACUUAAUGCAACAACAGGAGAUGCUUAAAGCAGAAAUUGCCGAACUUAGGCAGAAGAACUCUGCGAGCACUAGCUAUUUGCAACCGUUGUUGCAGUCGAAGGAGCGACAAUUAAAGACACUGAAUGAACGACUAAAUCCACCAUUGACGCCCCGCGAAGAGUACGAACUCUCGAAGAAAUAUAUCCAGCGUGCCAACAUUGUGUGCACAACGCUCUCAAGUUGUGUGAAACUUGCUUACUACAUCGAUUACUUUGAUGUUUGCAUCAUUGAUGAGGCGACUCAAUGCACUGAGCCCUGGACACUUCUACCGCUGCAGUUUGGAGUACGAGGUCUUGUUUUGGUGGGCGACACUCAGCAGUUGCCUGCAACAGUGCUGUCUCAGAAGGCCAUUGAUCUUGGAUUGGGUAACUCGAUGUUCGAUCGCAUUCAACGCAAUUUGACGCAUCAUCUGAGCAAGUCGGGUAAAAAUCAUUUAGCCCAUACCAAAGUGUUUAAACUGAGCAUGCAGUAUCGAAUGCAUCCGGAGAUAUGCAGAUGGCCGAAUAGUUACUUUUAUCAUGAUCAACUGGUCAAUGCGGAUGCAACAAAACAGUUAUUGUCGCCUAUUAUUCCGUAUUGUGUGAUCAACUUGAGUUACACAAAAGACACAAACGACAGCAGAAGCCGGAGUAUUAGCAACAUCGAGGAGGCUCACUUUGUGGCCAAGUUGCUGAUAGAGUUGAAGAAACAUAUGCCGACAACGCGUUACAAAUACGGCUUAAUAACGCCGUACAGCAAUCAGUGCUCAGUGCUUAGCGGUGUGAUACCCAGAGAAAUGAUGAUCGUACCGAAUACGGUGGAUGCAUAUCAAGGACAGGAGCGAGAUGUCAUCAUUAUAUCGAAUGCACGCACUCGCGGAGUUGGCUUCCUCACCAAUUAUCAACGAUUGAACGUAGCCAUCACGAGACCUCGUCGUUGCCUCAUCAUCUGUGGUAAUUUCGAUGAUUUGAAGGCGGUUGAUAUGUGGCGACAUUUACUGGAUGAUGCGCGCCAUCGGCAGAUCUAUUUUAAUCUGAAGAAAACCGAUGUGGAAGAUCUAAAUCGUUCACUAAUAAGCAAGAUCCUAGUGAAGCCUAUUGAAAUAAGCGAUGAGCCUUUCUCCAAAUGAUAUUGUAGAUAUAUAUUAUAUCUAUCGAAAUAAUAGCUUUAAAUAACAAUGGAAUUCUUUCUUUUU